GGCUCCGCGGCGCGCGGGCCUUUGCGCGCUCUGACCAACAUGGUCCUUUCUUCGGGAGAGGGGGCCAGGCUUGCUCUCGUGGCUGGCUUGGGCGAUGAACCUGGAGCGCCCACCUGGCCGGGUAGAAGGCACAGACGGUCAGGUGGAGCUGUCUCUUUAAGACCGUGUUCUUGUUGACUCCAGAUGCAGAGGCCUCCAUGGCUGUGCUAAGCCUGCUGUUCUUGGCAGUCAUGUACGUCGUUUACCACCCGCUGAUGGUCAGUGACCGGAUGGACCUAGACACACUAGCCAGGAGCCGGCAGCUGGAAAAGCGACUGAAUGAGGAGAUGCGGCAGUUAAACAUAGAGUUUGAAGAGAGGAAGCGAGUAGCUGAGCAGAAACAGAAGGCAGAGGACUUCUGGCGAGGAGAAGUACCCAAGGACCAGUUAGUGCUGGGGAAGAAAGAGAGGGAGUGGCCGUUCCAGGCUUUUGGCCAGGAGGGGCCUCUGGGCUGGAUGCUGGGAAACCUAUGGAAUGCUGGCCUCUUUUGCCUCUUUCUCAUCUUUGAGCUCCUGCGGCAGAACAUGCAGCAUGAGCCAGACUUUGAUUCCAGCAGCGAUGAGGAGGAGGAAGUCCGGGUUAUGUCUGUCCUCUCUUCCAGCUGGCUCAGUGACUUCCCCUCUCAGGAGGCCUUGGAAUUCUUUUACAAACACCACAUCCAAAAUGCCAUCCGUGACCUGUCAGGCACCUGCGAGUUUGUGGAGAGCUUUGUAGAUGAUCUGAUUGAGGCCUGUCGGAUGCUCAGCCGGCCAGAAGCUCACCUGCAGUUGGAGGACUGCCUGGGUAUCGGGGCUGCCUUUGAAAAGUGUGGAAUCCUCCACAAGAUCCACAAAUUUGAUGUCCUGGUGCCAAUUGUCCCACCACAAGGCACCAUGUUUGUCUUGGAAAUGAGGGAUCCUGCCCUCGGCCGCCGUUGUGGCAGUGUGCUGGUGGAGUCUGAAUGCGUGUGCAAGCGAGAGAAGCUCCUGGGGGAUGUGCUGUGUCUGGUGCACCACCAUAGGUCCCCUUUGGCAGGCUCAGGCAAGUGCCACAGCUCCAUCAAAGGAUCUCUCUGCACCGGUGUCCACCUGGAUGUAUACAAGACUGUGCAAUGGUUCCGGAGCUUGGUGGACAGUGCCUGGGCUCUAGUGGCCCACAAGUAUGACUUUAAGCUCAGUCUCCCACCAUCCCCCACCUCCUGUAAGCUCAGGCUGGACUACCCCUCAGGCCGCAUUCUCUCCAUCAGCUUGGUCCUGGGGGUUCAACGGGAGGACACCUUAGUCUACCUGGUGAGUCAGGCCCCUGAGCAGGAACAGCUCACCAGUGUGCACUGGCCAGAAUCCUUUGCAGCCUGUGAGCACUUGUUCCUGAAGCUGGUGGGACGCUUUGCCCCUGAGAACACCUGUCACCUCAAGUGCCUCCAGAUUAUUUUGAGUCUCCAGGACCACCAGAGGUUACCCAAUGGGGAGUCCCACCCCAUCCUUACCGCCUAUCACUUCAAAACAGCCCUCAUGCACCUGUUGCUCCAGCUGCCCCUCACGGACUGGCAGCACAGCAUGCUCUCCCGGCGGCUCCAAGAUCUCGUCUGGUUCUUGGGCCGAGGCCUCCAGCAAAGAUCCCUCCAUCACUUCCUCAUUGGUAACCCCUUCUUGCCCCUGACCAUACCAGUCCCCAAGACGUUUCGGAAUGCUGAGCCUGUCAAUCUCUUCCAACACCUGGUGCUGAACUCCACAGCACAUGCGCAGGCAGUGGAGGAGUUCCACAAUCUUCUGACCCAGCUCAAAACUCUGCCCUGUCCCCCCCUGGCUGGGGUGUCUUAAUACAAAGGCCGUUGAAAAAAUGAGGUUAUUUCUGAUUUUUUCCAGCUACAAAAGUUUCUUUUCCACAUAUGUCAGUGGUAUACAUGACCUUCACCGUGCAGUGGGGAGAGUGCUAGGAUACAAUAAGGCACUUGAAGAAGUGGGUAAAGGGGCUGGGGAUUUAGCUCAGCGGCCUAGGCCUAAGUACCUGCCUUGCAAGCAGGCAGUCGUGAGUUUGAUCCCUGGUACCGAUAAAAAGGAAAAAGACAAAAAAAAAAAAAAAAAGUGGAUAAAGUGGCCAUGGGAACCUAAUUUAGGGUGGGGCUGAGCUUUUCUUCUGAUCUUUCAUCAUUACCCAAAGACAGUCCAGGGAAACGGAUAUGAUGGGAGGAUCUUGCUGCUAAGGAGCUGACAUGCUAUGAAAUUGUAUUUCUGUGUCAACACUGGAAGUUCAAGAGAACCAGAGAAUACCUCCAUCCUGGCUGACUCCUUUUUGUGAAUGACUCCCAACACGUUCGUUGUGAAUGGUUUCUAUGUUGAACUGUUAGCUGAAUUCCCAUGCUGUGGCACUCUAUCCUAGAUACUGUGGUAGCAACUUCUACUUUAGGAUCUAAUUUUUCAUACCCUCACUGUUUUGAAAAUAUAACCUAAGAUGUUUUUCAUUCUAUUAGCCCAGUUUUCUUACAAACAUUGUAGCUGUCUUUGUGACAGCUUAAAUUCUAGUACUACCCCAAUAAUUCAUUAACAUUCAUUUGCAAACAUGUAUUAACUCAGUAGUGCUCUGUCCCAGACUUGAGAUAAUGGAUUUCCUAUAGCUAAUGAAAUAGCCAAUUUUGAUGACUCUUCCAGUGGCCAAGAGCUAAAGCUCUAGGACAAGCUUUCUGAGACCAACAAUUUGUCCCUGAGUGAGGGCCCCUCGUUAAUUAAAUGGAAAACUUUAGCUACCACAUGGAGCUGGGCAUUUUCUAAUCAUGCGUUAGUCUCUUGUCAAAUACGAUGCAUUUAAGUAUGUUUUUAGUUUUGAAAAGAGGGGUUAUCACAAUCCAGGCCCAUUGCCAGGGCUGGACAGGAAGGGACUGUAAAGCAUUCAACUCCAACAGUGUCCUGAUUCUAGAGAUAUGAUUCGGGUAUUUUCUUGAGCAUCCUGAGGAGUCUUAAGAAACAGUUGUGGGUGUGGUUGUUUUGGAAAUAUCACUGCUGUUCCUACCUAGCACUGCCAGGAAGAUCUGCUGAGGUGGAGAACCUGGCCCCUCAUUUAACAUGGCUCAGUGGUGACCCGAUGCUGCCUUCUCUUGUAGAAUCUACAUCUCACUCCCAGAGAAAUAAGUGUCCUGGGAGCUGACAUCCGUCAGUAUUGGGACUCCUGCUGCACAACAGCUACUGUUUUAUGUUUUUGUCUUUUUGAGACGGGGUCUCACUAUGCUGUUCAGACUGGCCUUGAGCUUACUUUGUAGUCCAGGCUGGUCUCAAACUCGCAACGAUCCUCCUGCUUCAGCCUCCUAAGUGCUGAGAUUACAGGUGUUCACCACCAUGCCCAGCUAAUGGCUGCUGUUUUCCAUGUCACCUGCUGGCAUCUGGCAGGUACUGCUUUCAAAGUAAGAUAUGAUGAGGAUUGGACCUAUGGUGGAGGAAUUCAGUGUUUUAAAAACAUUUGUGUAUUUUUUAUUUUGAAAAUCACUUGCUGGUGUUUUCCUUCCACUCAAUAAAAGAGGCUGUUUUCUGUA
Molecule: messenger RNA, 3541 nt
Organism: Cavia porcellus (domestic guinea pig)
Lineage: Eukaryota; Metazoa; Chordata; Mammalia; Rodentia; Caviidae
Gene: Itpripl1
Product: ITPRIP like 1
Exons: 2
Coding region: 198-1838 (546 amino acids)
Cellular component (GO): membrane
Source: RefSeq, a predicted model, not a curated record